Molecule: messenger RNA, 7976 nt
Organism: Hylaeus volcanicus
Lineage: Eukaryota; Metazoa; Arthropoda; Insecta; Hymenoptera; Colletidae
Gene: Pur-alpha
Product: transcriptional activator protein Pur-beta
Exons: 6
Coding region: 2402-3466 (354 amino acids)
Biological process (GO): regulation of transcription by RNA polymerase II
Cellular component (GO): nucleus
Molecular function (GO): DNA-binding transcription factor activity, RNA polymerase II-specific; purine-rich negative regulatory element binding; RNA polymerase II transcription regulatory region sequence-specific DNA binding
Source: RefSeq, a predicted model, not a curated record
GUAUUUAGGAUGGCAAAAACGACAUUACUUUCCAGUCCACCUAAUAGAACAGUGAUGGGCAAAACCCUAGGUUUCGUUCAACUCUACUAGAACAAGAACGUGAAUACCAAUUUUCUUACAAUAUGUUCUGAAAUUUCUGAAUAUUUUUUUUUUUUUUGUAAUUUAAUUUAUUUAAUGUCGCAUCAGCAUUUAUGCCAUUAGCGACCACUGUGGAUUACAUUUUCUUUACGUUCUAUAAAUUUCAUAUGUGAGUCAUAAAUAAUUUACAUAGAUCAUUACUUAUGCUUAGAUAACAAAUUUCUUACAUCUAAUAAUAAAAAAAUAGUUAAUAAUUUAGUUGUAGUGUCCUGUUUAUAUGUGGCCUAUAUUUCUUCUGCUAAUCGUGUCCUUUGUAAAUAUGAUAAGAUUUUUAGUAUGCAACUCUUGUCGUUUAAACUAUUCUUCAGGGUGUUUGGUUGGCUUCUUGUUUCGCGUAUAUUAUCGUGCAAUGGACAUUCUUCUAUUAUAUGUUUCACUGUGAUUUUUGUAUUGCAGUUUUGUGCAGUAUGGGGGGUUUUCUUUUAUAAUUAGGUGGCUAUGUGUUAGUCUUGUGCGACCUAUUCUUAAUCGGGUUAUUAGAAUUUGUUCUCUUCUUGGCAGAGAAAUAGCAGGAUUUCUUGAAAAUAUAUUUUUUCUUGACUCGCGAAGAUCAGUAUGUUUAGUGAUUAACCACUCUUGGUUCCAUUUUUCUAAGAUUCUUUUUGCUAUAUCAAUCUGUGCAUCUUCUUUUGGUAUUCCAAUAUUACCGAGGUCUAUAUUUAGCGGUCCCUCAGUUUCUUCCAAACAUGAAUUUCUUGGUUUUUUUUGGUGAUAAUUGAUACGCGGUUGUUCGUUUUUUUUAUGUAGUUCAUAUUGCAGUUUUUGAAUUAUUGAGUUCCUGUUGUAGGGACUGCAAAUUUCUUGAAGGAUCUUUUCGUUACCUGUGCUAAUUUGGUAGAGUGUGUUAGUAUUUCUUUCUGAAUUUUGUUCCGUUACUGUCGUAUAAUUCCGAGCAAUACAGACUUCCGGUUUAUCGAGCGAAAGGACCAGAGGAUAGGAUCUACGUUAUCUAUGCGGCAAAUGAUAGAUUCGUUUUCAGAAUCUAUUCCCAAAGUCGUCAACGUAGCACAGUUCCGUUUGCGGUAAAAAGGUAGCUCCAGUCGCGUGUGAGCGCACGUCCCGAGCCUAUUCUCGGUUCGCAUAGCGCGCAGAGUCGCGUCGCAUCAAUUUCGGUGCGUUGGAAACGGAUUCGUCGAAAAAUGGAAGACGGGAGGAGCACAAGUAGCGGCAGCAAGCGGCAGGACGAGGAACAGGAGUGGGGAACCGUACUAGCGCAGUCAGCUGGUCGUGACGUCACGACGAUCGUGUCGUGGAGCCUGGGAUCCCAUGGUGGGAGGCGCCAACAGUGUCACGUGGUCGGGUCUGCGAAGUCACGUGGCGCGCGUGGUUCGCGGACGCAGAAGCCGGUGCUAGGCGGCCGCUGAUUGGCCGGGACCAUUUCACCACCAUGAUGUACGCAUUCCAUCGGCAUGACGGCGGGCUCCAUGAAUGACCGGCACGUCAUUCGUGUAGGAUUUCGUGUUCGACGACGCGUCGUCGUCGCUCGGUAUCGUUCACAGUUUUCUCGUCGGACGAUGUGCCUCGUAUGGUCGCGACUCGUGCAGUGCUCCGCCAAAUGGACAGAACCACAAGUGGAAGAAACUCGAUGUGUCAUCGCGCGAUGACUGUGCUGUUGCUCUCACGGUUUUUUACGUACAUUUCUCCGUUGUGAUAUCUCGUCGCGAUUUCUCUGCCCGUCUCUUCCUCUCGGUACACGGACGAAGUUUUUACGUGGAAGUUUCGAGCUUUCGUCGUCCACAGAUCCCUAUUACGAAAACCUGUGAACCUUUUUUGUACCUUUGUCGAAUUUUCGAGAAUCCUUGGUAACAUCCUGAUUUCUUGCAAGCCUCGUAACGGUGUACCCAAGCUUUCUCACUUUCUCACAUUCUCGAUUCGAAUGGUUAUCGAAAUUGCACAUUCCUAGUGGCAAUCCCCUCUUAAUCUGUCAGCGGUGGAGUCGACUUGAAGUCUGUUGCACUCUGAAGAUAGCGCGUGUCCGCGAUCGGUGGCCGACUCGUGAGUCGCUCUCGCGAUCAAUCGUGUUCGCAGCGACGCGUCUAUGAAAUCUGUGACUAAUUUUCUGCCGGAACGGUCGCGAGAGUGUCUUAUUUUAUCGUCGUGCCGCGUUGUGUCUUGAAUCGUCUGUGUCGAAAAAAAAAAUAAAAUGUGGUGCCUUGUCUUACAACGAAAAAGUGACUUGUGUGCAAUCUUUUUUAUAGUGUCACCUUUGCUAAUGUCACUGCACACGCAAGUACAUUGAACUUGCAAUUUCCCUAGUGUUUUCAUGAGAAUCGAUCCAAAUGACGUUCGAUUAGUACACGUAGAAGUAAACAACGGCUAUACGGUGGAUCCUGUUUUUGUCAUAUUUUCUUUUCUUUUUUUUUUUUUUUUGUUUUGUUUAAAUCGACCAAGUGACACGAUGGGUGAAAUUAUAAACAUAUCACCGAGUGAUGUUCAAAAAAAUGGGGCAAACGGCUGGGGCGACACCACGAGCAAAAUACAGUACUGGUGCCCUGAAGGUCAGCAGGGUCAGCAGGGAGAGCAGGAGCUGGCGACGAAGAUGCUUCAAAUUCAGAGUAAAAGAUUCUAUCUCGAUGUAAAGCAGAACAGACGUGGGAGGUUUAUCAAAGUAGCCGAGAUCGGUGCGGAUGGAAGGAGAAGCCAAAUCUACCUGGCGCUCAGCACAGCGUCCGAGUUUCGAAACUACCUUUCGACGUUUAGCGACUUUUACGCAUCCUUAGGUCCAGCGAGCUCGGAGAACGUGCCGGACGACGGGAAACUGAAGUCGGAAGUGAUGACCAAGGAUAACAGGCGGUAUUACUUGGACCUCAAGGAAAAUACGCGCGGCCGUUUCCUGCGGGUGAGUCACCCUGUGUCGCAGACGAUCACACGAGGAGGGCCCAGGACGCAGAUCGCGAUACCGGCACAGGGUAUGAUCGAAUUCCGUGACGCGUUGACGGACCUCCUCGAAGAAUAUGGCACGGACGAUGGCGGCUUCAAGGGUGACUUGCCGGAGGGACGGUACAUGCGCGUGGAUAGCAAGAAUUUCUAUUUUGAUAUCGGCCAGAAUAACCGUGGUAUCUACAUGAGAAUUUCCGAGGUGAAGACGCAUUUUAGAACAGCAAUCACCGUACCGGAGAAAUCCUGGGCACGUUUCCGCGAUAUAUUUGCAGAUUACUGCGAAAGAAUGAGGGAAAGAGGCGCCGGAAGCAACGUCGGCAUGAACAGCGGCAGCGGAGGAAAUGUCUUGCCCGAGGGGAGGGGCUCUGUGGUGGCACAGGUACCAUCACCAUCGACCUCACAACAGCCUAACCCCAAUCCAAAUUUAGACUCUCCCUUAAUGAAGUGAAAAAGGCUUUAACUUAACUCGAAUAUUGGAAUUAUAACCGUAACUCGUUUUCAAGUCAUUAAGCGAACUAAAGGAACUUGUCAGAGUCUAUGCCAUCGUCAUCGCCAUUUUCAUCGACAUCGUCAUCGUCAUCGUCAUUGUCACCGUCACCAUCACCGUCAUCGUUAUCGCUAUCGUCGCUAUCACCGUCACUCGUCGCCGUCGUCAUCAACUGAAAACACCAAAACUCGCCUGGAAUGGUUAUAUAUUAUCGCAGGGAAUCGCAAUCGUCGGUCGGCGAUCGUUGAUCGCAGAUUCGCGAUCGCGCUGAUUCCGUUGACGAAACUCGCGAUUCGAUCAACGUCGUCGACCGAUUCAUGAUAAUCGGCGUAUGUCGAGGGGUGAAACGAUGAAGUACAGCGGAAGGAGGAUAGAUGAUGAUGCGUGCGUGUGCAUAAUCGCGUGCGCACGCAUGCGGGUGCGUGCAUGCAUGCGCGCGCGCGUGUAUGUGUGUCUGUGUCUGUGUGAGUGUGCGAAAAAGAAACGAGUUUGCCGCUCGUGCGAUUAACACAGAGAAUAGAAAAAUAACGAAACGACGGAGGAUAUAAGAAUUAUAUCGCGACGUCGUCCUUAGGUGGAUACGAGUUGCCAUCGAUAUUAACGUUAUGAGAGCUACCGUUCAUUUCCUGGCUAUGUUUCCUCUCCUACGCCCCCUCUCUCCACGCAUUCGUUCGAUUCCUUUACGUUUUCGCUUGUUAAAGAAAUCUCUAAUCCGCGUCACCGCACGUUCGUUCGACGAGAAAAUUGUAAAAGAAAAAUUAACUCUUAGCGGGAAAUGGACCGUAGUGGAGAUCACGUUACAAUUGAAUUUGAUCGUUCAGAAUUUAUGAAUAAAUGAAUUGUUAUAUUAACGAUUAUAUCGCAGGGAGAAAGGAGAGCGUGGUGUGGGUAGUCGCGUUAGGCAAAGGUUAAGCGUGAAAAGCGGUAUCACGUUGCGCGGACCUAAUCGAGAAUAUGCUAGCGCGCGUUCGCGACUUGGAAAUAUAUCGAAUACUCACGAGUGCUACUAGAACGUACCGGAGAGCUUGAUGGAAUGCUUCUAGAUAGAAUUCGAAUUUGACGGAUCGGUGAUUUUCGAGAAAGGUUAGGAUUUUACGAAUUAACAGUUAACGAGAAAUUUACCAUCAAAGGAUUUCUACUCGUGUGAAUCAGACCUGGACAAAUUUGAUUUUGAAAUAAGACACACGAAUAGCAUUUGGAAUCUUCGUAGCUUGCAGUACCUUGGCGUACCCCGACCCUGGAAUCCAUUUUUCUUUCUCUCGGGCGCGCGCGUAACUUCUCGUCGAGAGUCAAAUUGCACAGGGCAAAAAGCAUAGUGCUUACACGCUCGCCGCGCGACAACGUUGGAUCACAAUUUAGAACCGCGACGUCGCACACACUCGUUUACGAACCGAACGACGUCUCUCUUAAAGUAAUUAUGAAAUAAUAUAUAACAUAGGCGAAGAAAGAAAUGAAAAAAAAAAUUGACGCUAGGCAAAUACGAAUCCCUAUAAUAUGUAUAUUAUACAAAGUUAAUUAUGUUAUGUUUUGUUUCAUCGAUUCAUACGAGAAAUGCGCAUCCAGACACGAACGCAUGGUGUCUGGGUAUAGAGACGCCAGAACAGAAUGCAAUACACGAGUCAUAUAUAUAUAUGUACACACACACAAAGUCGAUACAUUGGACACAUACAUACUCACACGUUGGUAUAUUAGAUACACACACGCAUGCACUGAGAAAAACAUACCGAUACACGGAAAACACGGGGAAUUGAACAAUCUCACACAUACGCGCCCACACGCACACACACACACACACACACACACACAGCAAACACGAAAUAUUCCAUCAUGAAAGAUGAACGGUACAAGAGACGGUGUGCACGCGUACGUAAUUACGUUACGUUUGAGUGACGGCCGAGUUCUAACACAAUUGCAUAUUAGGUAUGUAUUAUACGAAUGCAUAUUAGGUAUUUAUAUAGAAUCUAUAUAACUGUAUAAUUGUAACGAAAUGCCAAUGUCCACGGACCCAGGCAACUGUACCACCCGGCAACGCCGUGUAUCAUUCGAAUUGAGGGGGGGUGCGUGUUGAGGGCCCGCAGCCGCCUAGGUCCGAGUCUCUGGACGCAGGAAGAAAGAUAACGAGACAAAACGAAUAGAGGAAGGAAAAGGCAAAUAAUAUUUCAAAACGAACGACCGAGUCGGAGGAGAAUUAACUGCAGUCAGGUUAUUUCUCAGUGGAAAAGGAAAAUCUUAAUACGCUUUGAUUCUGCAACGCUGUGCUAAUAUCAACAAUGAUAAAAGAAAAGAAAAGAUAAAAAAAAAAAUAAGAAAUGAUGAAAGAAUAUCUAUCCGUUCUCUUGCGUUUCUUCAAAUCGAAACGAUAUUAAACCGAAACUAAUUAAUCGCGCGUUCGCACUGGUGCGAAACGUUAAUCGUGCAUCGGAACGGCAUAGAUGCGUUAAACGCAUAAAGUGCUAUUUAAUUAAAAUGACGCGUCCCGGUUCGUGCGUUAUCGGGCGCGUCUAACGUUUGAAGAGAUGAUUAAAAAAAAAAAAUUUUAUUUAUUUUUUAGCAAUGAACCUAUUAUCUAUUUCGAUAAGAUAUUUCUUUGAUUGCAUUUCCUUCUAAAUCGACAAUUUCGGCUGGUCUGAAUUUACUUAGCACGUAGGAUUUUUGAUGAUAUAAUGAAAUAUAAAUCACAAUUAACAAAUUUCGAGAUACGCACGAGUGGGUGAACUGUCGAAAGGACGAAGAUCCCCGAUCCUCUUCAAUUUAAGAAUAGUUUGAACUCAAUGUGAUGAUUUCUUUCUUCUCGUUGUAUUAUUAUUAUUAUACUAUUAAUUAUUAUUAUUACUAUUAUUAAUAUUAUUAUAAAUGUUGUCGUUAUUUUUAACGCACCGGACGAUUACGUCGACAUAAUAUCGAACGUUAGAAUGAAAUAGUUUUGCACGGUACAGCGAACCUCGGAUCUAUCGUUUGCACGUUCGUCUUUUUUACGAUCGUUUUACUUGUUUGUUCUCUCUCUCUCUCUCUCUCUCUCUCUCUCUCUCUCUCUCUUCAUUUCUUUUUUUUGUACGCAACUUGUCAAACUUUGUUGAGUUCAAGGGGGUCGGUGUAAAGCCCGCGAUCUGUGCACAAGCACAUUGUCCAAAAACCGAGCGUUCUGAUGGAAACGGCAAAGAAAAGGCAUAGAGGAAUAAAAAAAAAAAAAACUCGUUCACUGGCGCAGAUGGUAUGACAUUGUGAUCUAUACAAAUUACAAAUUACAAAGCAUCAACAAGUAGUAGAUAUUUAAGAUAUAAAUACACACGUACACCUACGGUGACCUAGACACAAUUCGUCUAACUAUGUUCGCGAUCGCGUGUAUAGAUAUUAUACACACAUUACACGAGACAAAGAAACACACGUUAUUAAAAAGUGAGGACGACUACAACGUACCUAACUAAAUAAAACAAACAAACGAUUAAAAUAAAAAAAACAGAAAAACAAAGGAACACAGAGAGACAGAUUAUAAGCGAGGGAGUAAAACAAAAAAAAAUAAAUAAAAAAUAAAAAAUCGUCUGACACGUAAGAAGUAAGCAAAGUAAUAUAAAAGUAAAAAAAAAUGAUGAAUGAAAGAUGAAAACACGACGCUCCUGCCACGCAGCGAGUCCUUAGACAGCUUUAAGAUAAUAAUUAUAAAUGAUAAAUAAUAAUUAUUAUUAAAUAAUAACGAUAAACUUUCUAUAUGUUGAAUCGUGUCUAGUGAGAGAAGUACUAUUGAAGUAAAACCAACAACAAACAAACAAAAAAAAAAUUUACUAUCGCCACACACAUGGAUUAAACACAGUUUAUAUCGACCAUUAGUUGUCUAUCGAAUGUUCUUCUUUUUUUUUUCUUUUUUUUUUCAUAUAGCGGAGAAGGUGAUUGUUAGAGAAUAGCUUUGGUGUUUCGUUUGCUGUUUUACAAAACGUUGUAACGGUUGGCGGUCGGCGAACCUUUUUGCUAGAAUGUUGAUGUGAAAAAAAAAAGUAACAAGGGGGUAGCCGAAAGUCCACGCCUACGAUUUAUAUUUGGUGGGGCUUUGUCCACUGCUGUUAUCAUUAUCACUGCUAUUAUCACGUAGGGUUUCCAUACCAUGGCCGCGUUUUCGCAAGCUGUACGCGUAGAACCAAUGAUGUCCUGUUACUAAUUAUACGAUAAUUGGUCUCCCCGCGGGAGAGCGAGAGCGAGAGCGAGAGAGAGUGAGAGAGAACGAGAGCGUAUGCAUGUUUACCUUUCAUUAAUUCUACACUUCUUGUUAGUGUAGCGCUCGUCUAUGGCGGUACGUUAGAUUAAUUGUAAACCUAAUCGCGCCAAACUUUUAACUCGCAUUAUAAGCUGUUUUUGCUCGCGGCUUGCGACAGGAGAUUAUAAACGCCAUCGGUAUGAAAACCCUGCGCUCGCUGCGAUUAUUCUUAUUAUCAUUAUUAUUAUUACGAUUAUAUUGUCAUUAUACUUAUUAUUACGAUUA